Molecule: messenger RNA, 1310 nt
Organism: Didymodactylos carnosus
Lineage: Eukaryota; Metazoa; Rotifera; Eurotatoria; Philodinida; Philodinidae
Source: the annotation of a GenBank genome assembly
GUAGAAUAUGGCAUAAGUUAGAAUAAGUAGUUGAACAAUACGAAAUGUAACAGCAAAAAGUAUAUUAGGUAUUGUAACAAUUUUUUGAGCUAAAACAGAUGUAGAAAGUCGAGACACAUUAGUAAAGAAAAAGAAAAUACAAUCUGUUAUUUCAUUAUUUAAAAAUAAAUCUUCGCUCUAAGGCAUACGCUUAACGCUGCGCUGGAGUACAAAAAAUCACGUUUUCUAUUCUAAGGAUACCGUCGAAUAAAUCUUGACAUCUCCCGCCUCUCAAAUCACCUUUUCUAUACUAUGGUUGAAAAAUUGUAAUCCAAAUAUAUCCAAACUCUAUCAGAAAAAUUCAAUUUUGAUUCUUUUUAAAUUAGUUUUAGUGUCUUUCAUAUCACUCUCGACUUUCAAUCGACUUUCAAGGCCAAUUAAGAGAUCUUACUGUUUCGUCGACGGAAUCUUUUUUUCGUUUCGUCGAUACUUUAAAAUUUCUAUUUGAUCGGUAAAAUUUUAUUCCGGUUUUUGUCGACAACUUUUUUAUCCUAAAACGUCGACCAAAGCUGGCAGUGUGUAAAAGUAAUUCCCUAAACGUCGACACAAUUUUCUUCUAGCAGAAUUUAUAAACUGAACAGUGCACUGAGUGACUUGGCCAUAUGGGUUAUAAUAACUAUAGUGAAUUUUCUUCGACUAUCCAUGUCAUCGACUAUAAAGUAUUGAAACAAGUUAAAAUUAAUAACUAAUACAAUAAAAUGUACUCAGUUAUCGAAACACAGAAAGGAAAACCACGUUUACUACUUAAUGGCUAUCGGUAUUUGAAAGAUAGAACGCUUAACAAUAAUAUCUAUUGGUGUUGUGAGAAUCGAUCCAAUUGCUCUGGUCGUGCUACACAAGAAGACAAUAGUGCUCCAAUUCUUACAGCACCACACAAUCACGAACCAGAUGAAAAACGUAAUUCUUGUUAAGACUUUCGUACAAAACUAAAACGUCGAAUACGCGACGAACCAUUCUCUGGAAGGAAAUUAUUCCGUUCAGAAUCAAUAUCUGCUCAGAUAACAAAUCCAAGUGGUAUCUCGAUAUUGCCACAGUUUUUGGAAAUUAAAAACUCAUUGUAUCAUACAAAAAAUGAAAACUAUCCAUAUCUUCCAAAAUUAAUUGAUAAUAUGAAGAUUGAAGAUUUAAUGGACCGUUAUAAAAAGGGUACAUUAACUACGGAUGAUUAUCUAUCAAAAAUUAGUAAAACAAUCGAUAAAAAACAGGAGAAAAUACCAAUAACAGAUGAGACGUUUCGGAAAAAAACAGUGUCGACAAUUGAAGACAAUUAA